UUUUUUUUUUAGAUAACAUCUAUAAUAUAUUUUCUAAUAUUAUGAACGAUAUUGCCGGAGAAACCGAAGGAACUAGUAACAAUUUAUUACAACAAAAAACCAUGUUGGAAAGGAGAUUUCAACAUUUUUUGGAUGAAGUGACACCAUUUACACAAUAUCGAUGGAUCGCUACAACUGUAUUACUCGUUUUAUUCAUGUUACGCAUCAUCUUGGCUGAAGGCUGGUAUAUUGUCACGUACGCUCUCGGGAUUUAUAUGUUGAAUUUGUUUUUGGCUUUCUUGACUCCAAAAUUCGACCCUUCAAUGGAAAUGGAUACACAAGAAAAUGAAAUGGAAGAAGGUCCCUCUUUACCGGUCAAGAAUGAUGAAGAAUUUAAACCUUUUAUUCGACGUCUCCCUGAAUUCAAGUUUUGGUAUUCUGUCACUAAAGCAACUUUGAUUGCUUUAUUUUGUAGCUUCUUUAGUAUCUUUGAUAUCCCUGUUUAUUGGCCCAUUCUUUUGGUUUACUUUUGUGUUCUAUUUGCUAUCACCAUGCGACGACAAAUCAAACAUAUGAUCAAGUAUCGAUAUAUUCCUUUCGACAUCAACAAACGUCAAUAUGCAUCUGGAAGUAGUAGAAGCAAAUGAUUUACCCUAGAUCUUUAGUGAUUAUUAUUAGCACUUUAUUAUAGUUAUAUUUACAUCCUUUUUAUUAUUAUUAUUAUUACUAUUAUUUGAUUGUCCAUCUUUCUUCUAUCCCUCCCUCUCCAUAUUAUGUAUUUUUUUUAUACGGUUGUGAAUAUACUUUUUUUUAUUAUUAGAUCAAAAUAAAAC
Molecule: messenger RNA, 812 nt
Organism: Halteromyces radiatus
Lineage: Eukaryota; Fungi; Mucoromycota; Mucoromycetes; Mucorales; Cunninghamellaceae
Product: Rer1 family protein
Exons: 4
Coding region: 42-626 (194 amino acids)
Biological process (GO): retrograde vesicle-mediated transport, Golgi to endoplasmic reticulum; protein retention in ER lumen
Cellular component (GO): Golgi membrane
Source: RefSeq, a predicted model, not a curated record